AUGAUCGAGGGACAAAUGACGCCUCCAUCGUCCCCGGCUCCUCUCAUCCGAAAUGAUGGGCCGCGAUUACACUUCUCAAAGCUGCUUCGAAACUCCCGGUCUCGCUCGAUCAGAUUGAAGCACCUCAUUGACGGCGGCUUUCGAGAGAAGAGCUGUAAAUGCGACGAUGUCACUACUGCGCCGGCGGAUGUGAGAGUGGCCACGACACAACUGAAGCCUGGUUUCCAAUUUCCGCUUCUACUUCCUGACUCGCCUCCUGUCACUGAAAAUAGAGAAACCGAAGCCGAAGGAGAAGAGAACUCAUCUGUCUCGUCGACAUGCUCAUAUUCCCGAACUCUCCUGCGUAGAACGUCGGCAAGUCAUCAUGACUUACGUGCCUUGGCUCAGGCGCAGAGAUAUGAUACUUCAUCAAGCCCCGGGACGCCUUUACUCCCGAGUCCUAUACCAAAAGAGAAUGAGCCUCUGGAUUACGGACUUCAACAACAGCUACGUUCCUUCAAAGCACAUGAACUAGUUCUCGGGAACGACGCAAGCCAACUUUCUUCCUUGAACCAGCGCACGCCCAUUCCUUGGACACGAGAACGGAUGUCUUCCUUGACAGACGAGGAGUGUGAGUCGAUCAGUAGUGUGCAGAUCCUGGCUUACUAUUGCAACGACCCGGACGUAUCGAGCAGCGGUGAAGAAGAGCUUGAGGACCAGGAAAGCCUGGUGACGGACCAUGCUCGGAACACGAAAAGAGACACAACACAAUGUUCUUACUCUCAAGUGCGACAACGUACCUUCAACAAGGACGACAUUUCAGGAUAUGACUCUUCCUCUGACCAAGAGGAGGAGCAUCCACCUGAAGCUGAAUACAUCUAUUAUGAAGAAGAGACAGAUGGGCGUAGCAUAAGCUCAAGCACGGUGUCGGAGUCGCCCAUGCCAGUCACACCCACUGAAUCUGAACAUGACCACUACAGUCGGAAUCGCGAUACAGCGACGCUCAGUUCAUCCGACGAGUCUGGUUGGCUGGCGAACACAACGUCUCAUGCGGAAAGGCGACGAAGGUUCAAAGCACGCUUUUAUCAGGUAGUCCAGCACCCGUGGACCGAUUCAUUUGCAUACAGCAACCAUGCUGGUGGGGAGGACGAAGAUGAAGAUCAAGUGUCCUCAUCGGAGUCGGACCCGGCAAGCCAAGACUUGUUCAGAUUCAACGACCACCUUCUUCAACCUCAAGCCAGUCCAGACUCGCCCUUUCAACAGGAUCCCAGUCCAGCCUGGGAGUUUCUAUGGCAAGUGAAAUUCAGCAACAUCAACAACCAUGCAACUUACCGACUGUAUUGGCAACCACAGCGAGUCUACCUCUUCCGGUCCAGAGACAACCAGAAACCCCUUCUGAAGACCCCUGUCCUUCAACUCCAAUCCAAACAUCGAUACAAACACAACAGGAAUCACUUCUCGAAGUAUCUGCUUUCAGUCCUUAUGAUACUCCUGGCCCCAGUGAUGCUGAUACAGCCUCAAUCAUGCUAUCUAUUCGAUGCGGAUGCCGACGCGGGCACCGACACCGACACCGACAUAGAAGAUGAGCCGGAAAGGGGCUGCACAAAAGUGGAUGUCAGCGCACGAAACCCAUUAAGAUCCUCUUCAGUCUUCUACAGCAGCGGUCUGUUGCCUCCUCCAUUGUAUCUACCUUCGAGAACUAGGUCGAGUAUAUCAGACCAUGGUGUCCUCAGCAGUACUACAGGAGGCGCUAGUUGUAAGGGAGAGGCCGAUGGUAGAAUUGCUACCUUACACCACCAACAGCAACUCCAGAAUCUGGACGAUCCAUUCGUGGUGACUUCCUCACCGAGAAAGUCGAAGAGUGAGCGUAACUUGCGUCGUUUAGGGGCUGCAAACUGGGCCAUCCGUGACGACAGGACUAAAUGGCCUCGGGUGCCGGACAUUCUUGACACGGACGAAACCACCAGGUGGAUGAGCCCAGGAUUGAAGAUUGGCUAUGACGAUGGCACGAAGCGGACAAGAGUGGUUGGUGACUCUUACACCUACACCAACUGGACAACCUUUCGCGAUCAUUCCGAGAGUGAUGUCGGAGCCGAUAAGGACAUUCCCACCAGACAGUCGUCUCGGACUCGAAAUAUAUCUCCAGUUUCUCCGACUAUCAGAGUCGCAGCCUCGUCACGGAUUCGAAGACUAGAAAGAAUACUGAAAGCAGUCACUCAGUCCAUCGAAACCUUCCCCGACGGCAUGCUUCGGCUGGAUUCGCCCGCCAUUUCAGAAAUGAGACGACAUUGUUCUAUUUCUUCGGUCCGAUCCACAGCUUAUUCUUCACUGAAAUCUAUGCACAGUCACAACAUCAACAGCGCCGACUUUGACGAUCAGAACCAAAACGACAUAUGUAUUGACGCGUUCCAGAAGAUAUUUCCGAACGCGCCGACGCUGUUGACCUCGGCGCUGGCGGCGUGGAUCAUGGUGGAUCUAUAUCUCUCGCGACUCCUUUCAGAAGAGGACCCGCAAUCACAAGAACCGCGACAACAGCCACACAGGUCUGAAUCUGUGUUCUUGGAUUGUUGUCAUCGAGGGCGGAAGACGCAUUAUCAUCAUGAUGGCUCGGAGUGCAGACUUUUCGGGUUCCAGGACGUCCUUAAAGAGGAAUCGUUCGGUCGAGAUGAUACGAUUCCUAGUUCCGCGCAGCAAGAAGAACAACAACAAGAAGAAGAAGAAGGAGGAGGAGGCGGAGGAGAAGAAGUAGAAACCCACGAGUAUCAGCACAGAAGAGACUCCCCUUGGGAGCAGCACUGGUCUCACGCACAACCAGACAUGAAUGCACUCACAAACACAAAUACAACAGCAGCAUCAAUCCACAAGGAGGGACGUCGAGACUACUAUAUCCCAGCCAAAGCAAGGAGAACGCUAGGCAUCAUCAGCCCUCGGAUCCAGUUCCACCAUCACGACCAGAUCUCCACCACAGCUAACCCGUCGCCCACUCUGCCGACCCAGCACCAGCAAGGCUUGCGAUCGUCGAGAAUCGGGACUGGUACCGGAACCGGCAUUGACCACACCGUCUCGACCAAUUCGCAUGGCCGCGCAUACGCUGAGCUUGAUCUUGAUCUUGAGCUGGAGCUUGAGCUGAAGGAAAGGGUAGAGGCAAUUUACGCUCACGUCCCCAUCGUCGCGAGAAAGCUGGUCGAGGCUCUGCGAGGCAGUUGGGACGAAGAUGUAUGGCGGUCGUUGAGGGUGCUGGUGGAAAUUAUUGAAGGCUUUGGCAGAGGGAAUACGUCGCUUUAA
Messenger RNA from Capronia coronata CBS 617.96, 3264 nucleotides. RefSeq lists its product as uncharacterized. NCBI's taxonomy places the organism in Eukaryota, Fungi, Ascomycota, Eurotiomycetes, Chaetothyriales, Herpotrichiellaceae. The transcript has 3 exons. The record is from RefSeq and is a predicted model, not a curated record. The coding region runs from base 1 to 3264 and encodes 1087 amino acids.